Messenger RNA from Aethalodelphis obliquidens (Pacific white-sided dolphin), 1651 nucleotides. RefSeq names its product SLAM family member 6 (gene SLAMF6). NCBI's taxonomy places the organism in Eukaryota, Metazoa, Chordata, Mammalia, Artiodactyla, Delphinidae. The transcript has 8 exons. Gene Ontology annotation, cellular component: external side of plasma membrane; membrane. The record is from RefSeq and is a predicted model, not a curated record. The coding region runs from base 305 to 1363 and encodes 352 amino acids. Gene Ontology annotation, biological process: T cell activation; T-helper 17 cell lineage commitment; positive regulation of type II interferon production.
UAAUAAGAACCUGCUGUAUAAAAAAAUAAAAUAAAAUUCAAAAAAAACCCCAGUUAAUUUUAGGUUACAUAACCACAAUAUGUAAUUUAGGUUGUUUUACUACCAUAUAAAAGAAAGAAAAAAGGAUAUAGAUAGUGAAAAUUCCAAUUCACAUCACACACAAGAUUUUUGCACUUUGCUCAGAAAAGAAAUAAAUAGAGUAAUAAAAUAAAACUGGAACUCUUUGUAUGGGGGAAGAAAGCCUUGCCACGCCUCUGAGAGGAAGAGGGCAGUUUCAGCAGAAGCACUUUCAGUCUAUGAGAGAAUGCCAAGAACAUUGACUGCCUUGAGGUCUCCAGCACCAUUCUCCACUGCUAAGAGCAUGAUCUGGCUGUUCCAGUCUCUCACGCUUGUCUCCUGCCUUGGCCCAGGGAACACAGUUUCACAAACCAGCUCAACCCCAUUGAUUGUGAACGGGGUCCUGGGGGAGUCUGUAACACUUACCCUGAAGUUUCCUGUGGAAGAGGAGAUCACGUCCAUCACCUGGCUACAUGAGGGAAAAUCUGCCAUCUUCAUAGCGCCAAAUGAUGCACUAAACAGGGUGACUGACCCAAAGCGGAAAAAUCGAUUGAAUGUCACCGAGUCCUAUUCCUUGCAGCUCAGCAACCUGACGAUGGCAGACUCAGGACUUUACAGAGCCCAGAUAACCACAGUGACCUCUUCACUGUUUACCGAUUAUGAUCUGAGGAUCUUCAGACGACUGAGGAACUUACAAGUUGUCCCUCACACCAAAUGGUCUAAUAAUAGGACCUGUGAGAUCCUCCUGACCUGCUCUGUGGAGAAUCCAAAUGAUAACAUCUUAUUCAGGUGGCAGGUCUCAGGAAACACACUUCAAAGUGAAGCAAACCUUACUAUCUCCUGGGACCCCAAGAGUUUCAAUGAAGAGACCUACACCUGCGUAGCUGAGAAUGCUGUCAGCAAUUCAUCCUUCUCUGUCUCUGUCCAGAGUCUCUGCAAAAGUGUUACUAAUGAAAAAAAUGAACACCUGGAUACCAUGUGGAUUGUAGUGGCAGUUUCUUCAAUAUGUAUAGUCGUGGUCAUCAUCGUGUUGUUAUUUGUUUGGAGGAAAAAAAUAGGUUUCUUUCAAUUCUCUACUCAGCAAACCCAGUGUCCUGCAGAGACUGUGAGGAACGUAGAGUAUGCUUCCUUCUCUCCAGGGAGCACUGUGUAUGCUCAGGUCACCCAUUCAAAGAGGGAAAUGGAAAUCCCAAAACCUGUGAAAAACAAUGACUCCACCACAAUUUACUCUGAAGUUCAACAGUCUCAAGAGAAAGCCCACCUAUUCCAGGACAACUGCCCUUCACACUGUCAUGUAAUUUGCUGAAAGUCUUCAAAGGAAUUCAGGAACAACACAUCUUCUAAUCCUAUGGGAGAGAACAGAGCUUGGUUUCUGUCUGACAACAGAAUUUGAAUAUCUAGGAUUAUCAGACUUGAAUCUGCUUACCUAGGUCAAACAUUUAAGGAAUAACAUCAUCUCCAGCAUAUGACCCAAAUAACAAUUUCUAAUCAGCUCCAAGUGAAAACAUACAUCAGAUACCAUGCUUGAAAAAAUCCUCAACAAAAUACUAGCGAUCCGAAUCCAACAAUACAUUAAAAGGAUCAUACACCAUGA